Molecule: messenger RNA, 286 nt
Organism: Arachis ipaensis
Lineage: Eukaryota; Viridiplantae; Streptophyta; Magnoliopsida; Fabales; Fabaceae
Source: RefSeq, a predicted model, not a curated record
UGUUGAGAGCACAAAAUGCACUUGAACAAGGAAAAAUAUGACAAUACAGUUAAAGAAUGCACAAAAGCAUUAGAUCUGAAUCCAGCGUACAUUAAAGCUUUAGUAAGAAGAGGAGAAGCUCAUGAAAAGCUUGAACAUUUUGAAGAAGCCAUUGCUGAUAUGAAAAAGAUCUUAGAAAUUGAUCCCUCAAAUGAUCAAGCUAGGAAGGCCAUCAGGCGACUUGAGCCGCUUGCUGUAGAAAAUCGGGAAAUGAUGAAGAGAUGAUUGGCAAGUUUUUGUUAUCAUG